Molecule: messenger RNA, 654 nt
Organism: Acanthamoeba castellanii str. Neff
Lineage: Eukaryota; Discosea; Longamoebia; Acanthamoebidae
Exons: 5
Coding region: 1-654 (217 amino acids)
Source: RefSeq, a predicted model, not a curated record
AUGAGGGCGGCCACAAAAUUUAUCAGCUCGGCUCUUCUUUUGGCGCUCGCACUGGCGGUGGGGACUGCCUGGGCCGACACGGAACCACGGCAGUACUUCACCGCGUCCCUCACCAUCACUACCACCCAAGACGAAAUUGAAAACCGGCCCGACACCACAUCCUCCGGCGUCCUCUACUACGACUCGACCUACCCCGGCGUCCGCUUUGAGGCGCACACCACCCCCGACCGCGCCGGCGAUGACCCUGACUGGGUUCACAUAUGGAACUACAAAGCGGGAACCAAGUACAUCUUGUUGAAGGAGAGGGGAGGUGUGGAAUGCCUCAACCAGACCGGCACGACCGCGUUGCAGAAGAUUGUGUGUCCCACCUAUCAGUCCUGCGGCACCUACUGCCAACAGGACUGCAUGUCUUACAGCUGCGCCUCCACCUACACGUCAGUCACUCGCCGCACGUGCUACUACAAUGGCGACGGGACUGUGGCGAGGAUAGACUUUGAAGACGGCAAUUACUACUACUCCAACUGGAACUACUACUGGAACCGCCAACGGCUCACAACGUGGACCUUGUCCAACUACGACCUCACUAAACCCUCAUCCGCCCUCUUUGGCCCUGGCUUCCCGUGCGCGCCCAGCGGCAUCUCGGAUUCCGUGUAG